This is a messenger RNA of Rotaria sordida, 621 nucleotides long. The record is from the annotation of a GenBank genome assembly. NCBI's taxonomy places the organism in Eukaryota, Metazoa, Rotifera, Eurotatoria, Philodinida, Philodinidae.
AUGCAAGAAAAUAAACGAGCUAUUCGACGAGCUAGACGUGAACUUGAACGUGAAAAAAAUCGUUUAAAUAAUGAAAAAACACGAAAUGAGAAUGAAAUUCGAAAAUUAGCUGCUAAAGGCGAACAGAAAGCUUUACGAACAUAUGCAAAAAAUAUUGUUAAUCAACGAAAUCAAAUAAAUAAAUUAGGUGCUAUGGAUGCAACAUUAUCAACACUUGAAUCUGAAGCAUCAUCAAUGAAUGCUCAAAUGACAAUGGCUAGUGUUAUGGUUAAAACAACAAAAACAUUAGCAAGAUUAAAUCGAAUGAUGCCAUUACAAGAUUUUCAAAAAACAAUGCAAAUGUUUGAACAAAAUAUGACUGCUAAUAAUAUAAAACAAGAAAUGAUGAAUGAUGCUAUGGAUGCUGUUUUUGAAGGUGAUGAAGAUGAAGAAGCAACUGAUGAACUUGUUGAUCAAGUACUUAAUGAACUUAAUAUUAAUAUUGCUAAUCAAAUUCCUACCGCACAAAAUGGUGCUUUAGCAAGUCGUGUAGCUAAUCCUGGUCAAGGUCAACAAGCACAAGCAAUAUCAACUGCUGAUGCUGAUUUAGAAGCUCGUUUAGAAGCUUUACGACGAAAUUAA